UGCCAGCCCAGUGUGUGUUGUGUCGUGCCCUGGGUCCAGGUGCCAGCCCAGUGGUGUCGUGUUGUGUUGGCGUGCCCCUGGGUCCAGGUGCCAGCCCAGUGUGUGUUUGUGUCGUGCCCUGGGUCCAGGUGCCAGCCCAGUGUGUGUGUUGUGUCGUGCCCUGGGUCCAGGUGCCAGCCCAGUGUGUGUUGUGUCGUGCCCUGGGUCCAGGUGCCAGCCCGGGUCCAGGUGCCAGCCCGGGUCCAGGUGCCAGCCCGGGUCCAGGUGCCAGCCCAGUGUGUGUUGUGUCGUGCCCUGGGUCCAGGUGCCAGCCCAGUGUGUGUUGUGUCGUGCCCUGGGUCCAGGUGCCAGCCCAGUGUGUGUUGUGUCGUGCCCUGGGUCCAGGUGCCAGCCCAGUGUGUGUUGUGUCGUGCCCUGGGUCCAGGUGCCAGCCCAGGUGUGUUGUGUCGUGCCCUGGGUCCAGGUGCCAGCCCAGUGUGUGUUGUGUCGUGCCCUGGGUCCAGGGUGCCAUCCCAGUGUGUGUUGUGUCGUGCCCUGGGUCCAGGUGCCAGCCCAGUGUGUGUUGUGUCGUGCCCUGGGUCCAGGUGCCAGCCCAGUGUGUGGUUGUGUCGUGCCCUGGGUCCAGGUGCCAGCCCAGUGUGUGUUGUGUCGUGCCCUGGGUCCAGGUGCCAGCCCAGUGUGUGUUGUGUCGUGCCCUGGGUCCAGGUGCCAGCCCAGUGUGUGUUGUGUCGUGCCCUGGGUCCAGGUGCCAGCCCAGUGUGUGUUGUGUCGUGCCCUGGGUCCAGGUGCCAGCCCAGUGUGUGUUGUGGUCGUGCCUGGGUCCAGGUGCCAGCCCAGUGUGUGUUGUGUCGUGCCCUGGGUCCAGGUGCCAGCCCAGUGUGUGUUGUGUCGUGCCCUGGGUCCAGGUGCCAGCCCGGGUCCAGGUGCCGCCCGGGUCCAGGUGCCAGCCCAGUGUGUGUUGUGUCGUGCCCUGGGUCCAGGUGCCAGCCCGGGUCCAGGUGCCAGCCCGGGUCCAGGUGCCAGCCCAGUGUGUGUUGUGUCGUGCCCUGGGUCCAGGUGCCAGCCCAGUGUGUGUUGUGUCGUGCCCUGGGUCCAGGUGCCAGCCCGGGUCCAGGUGCCAGCCCGUGUGUGUUGUGUCGUGCCCUGGCUUUUCUUGUGUGCAUGAAAGAGAACAUGUGGCUUGAGUCUGCUUCUCAGUCAUCUGUUGCAUCAUUGUGGAUGUCUUAAAGCUAUUGAUAACACUUUCAACUGUCUAGAAACUCUCUCUACCACACACCUAUGAUCAGUAUCAGGAAAAGCGUUUACUCACAGAGCACUGAUUUAGUGAUCAGUAUCAGAGGGAAGUUGACUGUGUAGCUAAAAAAACGACAAGUAAACAUUGGUCUGCCGCCUUUGCUUCUGAUGCCAUAGAUACUGCAAGGUUCCCUGCCAUGUUCUGUUAAUGUGAUGCCACAGAUCCUGCAAGGUUCCCUGCCAUGUUCUGUUAAUGUGAUGCCACAGAUCCUGCAAGGUUCCCUGCCAUGUUCUGUUAAUGUGAUGCCACAGAUACUGCAAGGUUCCCUGCCAUGUGCUGUUAAUGUGAUGCCACAGAUACUGCAAGGUUCCCUCGCCAUGUGCUGUUAAUGUGAUGCCACAGAUCCUGCAAGGUUCCCUGCCAUGUUCUGUUAAUGUGAUGCCACAGAUCCUGCAAGGCUCCCUGCCAUGUGCUGUUAAUGUGAUGCCACAGAUAAUGCAAGGCUCCCUGCCAUGUUCUGUUAAUGUGCUUGAAAUGCUUAUGUACAGUAUUCAUAUGAAGUUCUUCAGGAACUGGAUUUAAACCAUAUAGCCUGGUCCAAGGUCAGUUUGUGCUCUUGCCGACUCCAUUUCUGUCAUUGUCAAGCCAAACAUGUUUGGUAUGAUGAUUCCAUGAGUUAGUUGACAAGAGAGCAGAAACACACUGGCACCAGGCUAGGUUCCACCUAUAGAACAUAAAGAAGCUGUGUUGUGACUGAGCCCUAUCCAACUUUCUGGCCGGAGCAGCCUGCUAUCAGUCAACCAACCAAUCAAUCAAUCCUCCCAGGUGCGAGAGCUUCGUGAGAAGGCGGAGACCUACAGACAGAGGGCGUGGGGGACCCAUUUCUCCCGUCUCCACUUCAACCAGAUCCUGUCGGACCAGAACCAGCUGUGGGAAGCCUCCACCCCUUCGUCCUCCGACCUCACCUCUGGGACAGGGUCAGGGGACGGGGAGGACCACAGCGGGAGCCCUACCAUCCAGGCUCUGGACCUCGCUAGGUGAGGGGAGAGAGAGACCACAGAGCUGGCUAUAGCAUGACAUUAGCAUGUCUUUAAGUUUGGGUUGGAUGAAGUAGUCUGUCUGUCUCAGGGUUUCCCGUAGAUGGGAUGCAACUUUAGGCCUCAAAAUCGGGCCUCUGCAGGCGUAGAAUUAAAUUGAAAUCAAGUGUAGCCAAGUGAUUUGACUUAGAAGCAGAGCCACAUAUUUCUGGGUAGAAGCCGCAGAGCUAGCUGGGUGGUUGCCCCACCUAAACUCUAAUGCUGAGAGUCCUAUAUUGGGGUUAUAAUAGAUCUGACCUAUUAAGGUCAUGUUCACUGUGUGUCCCUCUCCCUCCUCCUCUCCCUGUGUGUCUGUAGGGUUGACAGUAGCUCCAGCUACAAAGCCGGACCCCCUGCCUCCCUCACCCCCGUGUCCAGCAGAAGGAACUCCACCAGGGGGGCUGGGGACACAGCAGGCCCCCCUGGUCAGCCUGACCCUGGAACCCCCACCCUGCCUGUUCAGAGGAGACUAGCCUGGGAGGAGGAGACAGGGGCUGGGGGUGGAGGGGGGGAGGAGGAGGAGGAGACAGGGGCUGGGGGUGGACCGGGGGAGGAGGAGGAGGAGGAGAACAGAGAGGAAGAAGAGGAGAAGGAGAGAAAAGUUGAGAGAAAGGAUGAGUAUGUUUCAUUCCUUCUCCAUUUCCAGUUGAUUUCUGCUUUCACUGAGUGGUCAGUUGUGUUACCUCCACUCUGUUCUUAUCCAUAUUGGAGACGGUCAGUUCUGUUACCUCCACUCUGUUUUUAUCCAUAUUGGAGACGGUCAGUUCUGUUACCUCCACUCUGUUUUUAUCCAUAUUGGAGACGGUCAGUUCUGUUACCUCCACUCUGUUUUUAUCCAUAUUGGAGACGGUCAGUUGUGUUACCUCCACUCUGUUUUUAUCCAUAUUGGAGACGGUCAGUUCUGUUACCUCCACUCUGUUUUUUAUCCAUAUUGAUGACAGUCAUCAUUUUGUUACUUUUUUCAGGAGCUACCAUUUUUAGAGACCACAGAGUUGCGUUGCCUCACUGCAUGUUGAUUCAACACACUGUGAUUCUGUCUGUGUCACGAAUUCCGCCGGGGCUGCCCCUCCUCUUUGCUCGGGCAGGUUUCGGCGUUCGUCGUCACCGGCUUACUAGCCACUGCCGCUCCAUUUAUCAUCACUCCAUUGGUCUUGUCUUGUCAAUCACACACACCUGGUUCUUAUCCCCUCAUUAGUCCAUGUAUAAGUGUUCCCUCUGCCCCCUUGUCCUUGUGGGUGAUUGUUCAUUGUGAGAGUAGUGUAGCUCGGUGGAGCUCCUUGUACAUUGUAUUUACCAGGGUAGAUAUUUCCCCUGUGCCUGUUUAUUGUUGGAGAUAUCGUUACAUUGUAUUUACCAGGGUAGAUAUUUCCCCUGUGCCUGUUUAUUGUUGGAGCUAUCGUUACAUUGUAUUUGCCAGGGUAGAUAUUUCUCCUGUGCCUGUUUAUUGUUGGAGCUAUCGUUACAUUGUAUUUACCAGGGUAGAUAUUUCCCCCGUGCCUGUUUAUUGUUGGAGCUAUCGUUACAUUGUAUUUACCAGGGUAGAUAUUUCCCCUGUGCCUGUUUAUUGUUGGAGCUAUCGUUACAUUGUAUUUACCAGGGUAGAUAUUUCCCCUGUGCCUGUUUAUUGUUGGAGCUAUCGUUACAUUGUAUUUACCAGGGUAGAUAUUUCCCCAGUGCCUGUUUAUUGUUGGAGCUAUCGUUACAUUGUAUUUACCAGGGUAGAUAUUUCCCCGUGCCUGUUUAUUGUUGGAGCUAUCGUUACAUUGUAUUUACCAGGGUAGAUAUUUCCCCUGUGCCUGUUUAUUGUUGGAGCUAUCGUUACAUUGUAUUUACCAGGGUAGAUAUUUCCCCUGUGCCUGUUUAUUGUUGGAGCUAUCGUUACAUUGUAUUUACCAGGGUAGAUAUUUCCCCUGUGCCUGUUUAUUGUUGGAGCUACCGUUACAUUGUAUUUACCAGGGUAGAUAUUUCCCCUGUGCCUGUUUAUUGUUGGAGAUAUCGUUACAUUGUAUUUACCAGGGUAGAUAUUUCCCCCGUGCCUGUUUAUUGUUGGAGAUAUCGUUACAUUGUAUUUACCAGGGUAGAUAUUUCCCCCGUGCCUGUUUAUUGUUGGAGAUAUCGUUACAUUGUAUUUACCAGGGUAGAUAUUUCCCCUGUGCCUGUUUAUUGUUGGAGCUAUCGUUACAUUGUAUUUACCAGGGUAGAUAUUUCCCCUGUGCCUGUUUAUUGUUGGAGAUAUCGUUACAUUGUAUUUACCAGGGUAGAUAUUUCCCCCGUGCCUGUUUAUUGUUGGAGCUAUCGUUACAUUGUAUUUACCAGGGUAGAUAUUUCCCCCGUGCCUGUUUAUUGUUGGAGCUAUCGUUACAUUGUAUUUACCAGGGUAGAUAUUUCCCCUGUGCCUGUUUAUUGUUGGAGCUAUCGUUACAUUGUAUUUACCAGGGUAGAUAUUUCCCCUGUGCCUGUUUAUUGUUGGAGCUAUCGUUACAUUGUAUUUACCAGGGUAGAUAUUUCCCCUGUGCCUGUUUAUUGUUGGAGCUAUCGUUACAUUGUAUUACCAGGGUAGAUAUUUCCCCUGUGCCUGUUUAUUGUUGGAGAUAUCGUUACAUUGUAUUUACCAGGGUAGAUAUUUCCCCCGUGCCUGUUUAUUGUUGGAGCUAUCGUUACAUUGUAUUUACCAGGGUAGAUAUUUCCCCCGUGCCUGUUUAUUGUUGGAGCUAUCGUUACAUUGUAUUUACCAGGGUAGAUAUUUCCCCUGUGCCUGUUUAUUGUUGGAGCUAUCGUUACAUUGUAUUUACCAGGGUAGAUAUUUCCCCCGUGCCUGUUUAUUGUUGGAGCUAUCGUUACAUUGUAUUUACCAGGGUAGAUAUUUCCCCCGUGCCUGUUUAUUGUUGGAGCUAUCGUUACAUUGUAUUUACCAGGGUAGAUAUUUCCCCCGUGCCUGUUUAUUGUUGGAGAUAUCGUUACAUUGUAUUUACCAGGGUAGAUAUUUCCCCCGUGCCUGUUUAUUGUUGGAGAUAUCGUUACAUUGUAUUUACCAGGGUAGAUAUUUCCCCUGUGCCUGUUUAUUGUUGGAGCUAUCGUUACAUUGUAUUUACCAGGGUAGAUAUUUCCCCCGUGCCUGUUUAUUGUUGGAGCUAUCGUUACAUUGUAUUUACCAGGGUAGAUAUUUCCCCCGUGCCUGUUUAUUGUUGGAGAUAUCGUUACAUUGUAUUUACCAGGGUAGAUAUUUCCCCUGUGCCUGUUUAUUGUUGGAGCUAUCGUUACAUUGUAUUUACCAGGGUAGAUAUUUCCCCGUGCCUGUUUAUUGUUGGAGCUAUCGUUACAUUGUAUUUACCAGGGUAGAUAUUUCCCCCGUGCCUGUUUAUUGUUGGAGAUAUCGUUACAUUGUAUUUAUCAGGGUAGAUAUUUCCCCUGUGCCUGUUUAUUGUUGGAGCUAUCGUUACAUUGUAUUUACCAGGGUAGAUAUUUCCCCCGUGCCUGUUUAUUGUUGGAGAUAUCGUUACAUUGUAUUUAUCAGGGUAGAUAUUUCCCCUGUGCCUGUUUAUUGUUGGAGCUAUCGUUACAUUGUAUUUACCAGGGUAGAUAUUUCCCCCGUGCCUGUUUAUUGUUGGAGCUAUCGUUACAUUGUAUUUACCAGGGUAGAUAUUUCCCCCGUGCCUGUUUAUUGUUGGAGAUAUCGUUACAUUGUAUUUACCAGGGUAGAUAGUUCCCCCCGUGCCUGUUUAUUGUUGGAGAUAUCGUUACAUUGUAUUUACCAGGGUAGAUAUUUCCCCCGUGCCUGUUUUAUUGUUGGAGCUAUCGUUACAUUGUAUUUACCAGGGUAGAUAUUUCCCCCUGUGCCUGUUUAUUGUUGGAGCUAUCGUUACAUUGUAUUUACCAGGGUAGAUAUUUCCCCCGUGCCUGUUUAUUGUUGGAGCUAUCGUUACAUUGUAUUUACCAGGGUAGAUAUUUCCCCUGUGCCUGUUUAUUGUUGGAGAUAUCGUUACAUUGUAUUUACCAGGGUAGAUAUUUCCCCUGUGCCUGUUUAUUGUUGGAGAUAUCGUUACAUUGUAUUUACCAGGGUAGAUAUUUCCCCUGUGCCUGUUUAUUGUUGGAGAUAUCGUUACAUUGUAUUUACCAGGGUAGAUAUUUCCCCUGUGCCUGUUUAUUGUUGGAGAUAUCGUUACAUUGUAUUUACCAGGGUAGAUAUUUCCCCCGUGCCUGUUUAUUGUUGGAGCUAUCGUUACAUUGUAUUUACCAGGGUAGAUAUUUCCCCCGUGCCUGUUUAUUGUUGGAGAUAUCGUUACAUUGUAUUUACCAGGGUAGAUAUUUCCCCUGUGCCUGUUUAUUGUUGGAGCUAUCGUUACAUUGUAUUUACCAGGUUAGAUAUUUCCCCCGUGCCUGUUUAUUGUUGGAGAUAUCGUUACAUUGUAUUUAUCAGGGUAGAUAUUUCCCCUGUGCCUGUUUAUUGUUGGAGAUAUCGUUACAUUGUAUUUACCAGGGUAGAUAUUUCCCCCGUGCCUGUUUAUUGUUGGAGCUAUCGUUACAUUGUAUUUACCAGGGUAGAUAUUUCCCCCGUGCCUGUUUAUUGUUGGAGAUAUCGUUACAUUGUAUUUAUCAGGGUAGAUAUUUCCCCCGUGCCUGUUUAUUGUUGGAGAUAUCGUUACAUUGUAUUUAUCAGGGUAGAUAUUUCCCCUGUGCCUGUUUAUUGUUGGAGAUAUCGUUACAUUGUAUUUACCAGGGUAGAUAUUUCCCCCGUGCCUGUUUAUUGUUGGAGCUAUCGUUACAUUGUAUUUACCAGGGUAGAUAUUUCCCCCGUGCCUGUUUAUUGUUGGAGAUAUCGUUACAUUGUAUUUAUCAGGGUAGAUAUUUCCCCCGUGCCUGUUUAUUGUUGGAGAUAUCGUUACAUUGUAUUUAUCAGGGUAGAUAUUUCCCCUGUGCCUGUUUAUUGUUGGAGAUAUCGUUACAUUGUAUUUACCAGGGUAGAUAUUUCCCCCGUGCCUGUUUAUUGUUGGAGCUAUCGUUACAUUGUAUUUACCAGGGUAGAUAUUUCCCCUGUGCCUGUUUAUUGUUGGAGCUAUCGUUACAUUGUAUUUACCAGGGUAGAUAUUUCCCCCGUGCCUGUUUAUUGUUGGAGCUAUCGUUACAUUGUAUUUACCAGGGUAGAUAUUUCCCCCGUGCCUGUUUAUUGUUGGAGCUAUCGUUACAUUGUAUUUACCAGGGUAGAUAUUUUCCCUGUGCCUGUUUAUUGUUGGAGCUAUCGUUACAUUGUAUUUACCAGGGUAGAUAUUUCCCCUGUGCCUGUUUAUUGUUGGAGCUAUCGUUACAUUGUAUUUACCAGGGUAGAUAUUUCCCCUGUGCCUGUUUAUUGUUGGAGCUAUCGUUACAUUGUAUUUACCAGGGUAGAUAUUUCCCCUGUGCCUGUUUAUUGUUGGAGCUAUCGUUACAUUGUAUUUACCAGGGUAGAUAUUUCCCCCGUGCCUGUUUAUUGUUGGAGCUAUCGUUACAUUGUAUUUACCAGGGUAGAUAUUUUCCCUGUGCCUGUUUAUUGUUGGAGCUAUCGUUACAUUGUAUUUACCAGGGUAGAUAUUUCCCCUGUGCCUGUUUAUUGUUGGAGCUAUCGUUACAUUGUAUUUACCCUGUUUCGUUUUUGUCGCUAUCCAGUGCUUUUGUGUACGACUGAAUAAACUCUGCAUUCGGGGAUUUCCCUCCUGCGCCUGACUCAUUUGAUCACACUCAUCACAGUCUGUCUGUCUGUCUGUCUGUCUGUCUGUCUGUCUGUCUGUCUGUCUGUCUGUCUGUCUGUCUGUCUGUCUGUCUGUCUGUCUGUCUGUCUGUCUGUCUGUCUGUCUGUCUGUCUGUCUGUCUGUCUGUCUGCCUGCCUGCCUGCCUGCCUGCCUGCCUGUCUGUCUGCCUGCCUGCCUGCCUGCCUGCCUGCCUGCCUGCCUGCCUGCCUGCCUGCCUGCCUGUCUAUCUGUCUGUCUGUCUGUCUGUCUGUGUUCUAGGCUGAGGGUUCUGGACCAUCUGCGUCCGUCGUCUGUAGCAGUCUCCCACAGCUCCAGAGAGGAUGGUAGGAUGCCCACCCCCACACUGCAAAGGAUCGCUACUGUUCAGAGAACUCACCACGACCUGACGACUCCAGCCACUGGUAACCUAGCAAAUAUAUUGUUGACAUAUUUUUUUCUAUAUUUUUAGUUUUUGUGACCAACUUUGUAUUCAAUUUUUUUUUUUUUGAGAGGGGUUACUGGUACAAAAACAAUCAAAUACAUUUAUCCAGGGGCAGUGUGUGGUCCGGCCCAGUCUGGGUUUAUCUCCAGGGGCCUCCAGGGGCAGUGUGUGGUCCGGCCCAGUCUGGGUUUAUCUCCAGGGGCCUCCAGGGGCAGUGUGUGGUCCGGCCCAGUCUGGGUUUAUCUCCAGGGGCCUCCAGGGGCAGUGUGUGGUCCGGCCCAGUUUGUCUCCAGGGGCCUCCAGGGGCAGUGUUUGGUCCGGCCCAGUUUGUCUCCAGGGGCAAUGUGAACCAGGUCAUAGUGGAAACAAACCAACUAACUACUGUGUUGAGGCAGUUUCACCAUGACCAUGAACUAGGUGAUAGUGGAAACAAACCAACGUCAGACUCGUCAUCUUCCCACCGUAGCUUGCAUCCAGCCUACACUUUCUCAAAACCUCUGAUCUUCACAGACAAAUCACAGUUCAGUCAUGGGUCAGGUCAAUAUUAUACACCAAACUCACUAUUUUCUACAUUUUACAUGACAAGUGAGUCAUUUAACAGAUACUCUUAUCCAGAGCAUUUUACAGACAGUACCAUUCAGUUUAGUAGAAAAACAACCACAUAUCACAGUGGUGUGGUCCUCUGUAGCUCAGCUGGUAGAGCACGGCGCUUGUAACGCCAAGGUAGUGGGUUCGAUCCCCGGGACCACCCAUACACAAAAAUGUAUGCACGCAUGACUGUAAGUCGCUUUGGAUAAAAGCGUCUGCUAAAUGGCAUAUUAUAUUAUUAUUAUUACAGUCAUAUGACAGUAAAGUUCAAAGCAUGGUUCAUUACUUCUGUUCUGUGUUGAAUUGAAGAAAAAAAAAACGUUAUUGAUCGCCAGAGGUUUAAAUGUGAUAACCCUUUGUCUGUUGUCUGUCAGGAGGUGCUAUCCUGGUGUCUCCUCCUAAGAUGAAGGAGGCUGAUGGUCGGGUGAGGAGAAGUGAACCUCCGUUGGGUAAACCCCGUCCCCCCUUUAAACACCUCUCUCUGGACUCCCCACAACGAGCAGCCAGACAGGUACCAACUACACCACUGGAUAUUGGGAUAGUGGGAAGAGCUUCUCCUUGGUGAGAAGAUACAUCUAGUAUUUAUAGGCAGGGUUACUGUAAGGAGAAGAUACAUCUAGUAUUUAUAGGCAGGGUUACUGUAAGGAGAAGAUACAUCUAGUAUUUAUAGGCAGGGUUACUGUAAGGAGAAGAUACAUCUAGUAUUUAUAGGCAGGGUUACUGUAAGGAGAAGAUACAUCUAGUAUUUAUAGGCAGGGUUACUGUAAGGAGAAGAUACAUCUAGUAUUUAUAGGCAGGGUUACUGUAAGGAGAAGAUACAUCUAGUAUUUAUAGGCAGGGUUACUGUAAGGAGAGGAUACAUCUAGUAUUUAUAGGCAGGGUUACUGUAAGGAGAAGAUACAUCUAGUAUUUAUAGGCAGGGUUACUGUAAGGAGAAGAUACAUCUAGUAUUUAUAGGCAGGGUUACUGUAAGGAGAAGAUACAUCUAGUAUUUAUAGGCAGGGUUACUGUAAGGAGAAGAUACAUCUAGUAUUUAUAGGCAGGGUUACUGUAAGGAGAGGAUACAUCUAGUAUUUAUAGGCAGGGUUACUGUAAGGAGAGGAUACAUCUAGUAUUUAUAGGCAGGGUUACUGUAAGGAGAAGAUACAUCUAGUAUUUAUAGGCAGGGUUACUGUAAAAGCACGUUGUGAUAACUGCUGUGCUGAUAUAAAAAGCUUUAUAAAAUCGAUUUGAUUGAUUGAUUGUAUUUGCUAGUGUUUCGACUAAGAUAAGAACAUUUUUACUUGGCUGGUUGUAUGCCUUAUGUUUUGUCAAUGCUAUUUUUUUGGGGGGAGUAUAUCUGUUGUUAUAGGUGCCUCUAGUCUUGUUAGUUAGUGAAUCUGAUGUUGUGUCUCUAUCAGAAUGAGGAGCGGAACCAGCCCCUUUCCUCUCCAGCAGCAGGGGUGACCACUGUGGACCCCCUCCCCCUGAGAGAGGACUCCUGGUCGGGGGAGACCUCUCCAGAGAACCCCCCUGAUCCUCCACCAGAGGCCAAACCCUCCCGUAAACGCACCACCAGCGGACGACCACACGCCGCCGUCCCUCCACCUGUUAACCGCAUCCAGGGGAUGCUCAGAGACCCAGAGUUCCAACAUAAUGGUAAAUAUCCUUAAGACCACUAUCACUACAAACGGCCUCAGCAGUUUAACUGAAAAUACAAAUAGCAUUGGUUUUUGACUGAUCAAAACCUAUUUUACAUUACUGGCAUUUGGGAUGCUGCAUCUGCAACUUUAAUUCAAACUGUGUGACGUUGUCGCAUCACAUCAUCACCAUAUAGUUAUGGGCCAAUCAAAACACUGCAUUCUGCCUCAUCAAAGACAGUUUAGUGAGAAUGAAAUGAACAUAUAAAUGUGACAAUGAGCAUCAUUUACCGUCGAUGGGAGGUGUGUGAGUGUGUGUCAGGUUUCCGUCAUCACUACAGUAUAUAGGUCAGUCUGUUUGACUGAGUCCCUGUGGGGUGUGGUCGCUCUCGCUCUCUCUCUACUGCUGAGACAUCGUUACAGUUUGUGGCUUUUCUCAGCAUAUUCUACCGUUGCGUAACAAAAAACCUGGUCCCAGAUCUGUUUGGACUGUCCUGCCAAGUUGCCACGUCCAGGUUAGGUUAUGUAAGUAGCCUGUAUCUGUUUGGGUUGACUUGCCACGUGCCGUCUUGCAAACUUGAUGCUGUCUCACCAACAGAUCUGACACCAGGCUACCUGUUGAAUAACAUAACCAGGACGUGAGAAGGAAACAGAGUUGUAGUCCGGUCCUCAUUCCUUCCUUCCCGCCAGACCAGAUAUUGUUUAGUAUUGUAGUUCCUAGCUGCUUCUUUCUCCUCAAGACAAAAGAUACAGAAGCCGAUGCCAGAGGAUCACAACUGGGGGAAAUCCCUUUUUCUCCAGAGUCCUUCAACUCUUUCUCUUCCUCUCGUCUCCCUCCAUUCCACCUGGGGUAGAAUGAGGUAAAAACACCUGGGGUAAAAACACCUAGGGUAGAAACACCUGAGGUAGAAACACCUGAGGUAGAAACACCUGAGGAAGAAAUACCUGGGGUAGAAACACCUGGGGUAGAAACACCUGGGGUAGAAACACCUGGGGUAGAAACACCUGAGGUAGAAACACCUGAGGUAGAAACACCUGGGGUAGAAACACCUGGGUAGAAACACCUGGGGUAGAAACACCUGGGGUAGAAACACCUGGGGUAGAAACACCUGGGUAGAAACACCUGGGGUAGAAACACCUGGGGUAGAAACACCUGGGGUAGAAACACCUGGGGUAGAAACACCUGGGUAGAAACACCUGGGUAGAAAACACCUGGGGUAUAAAAGGUAAAACACCUGGGUAAAAACACCUGAGAGGUAGAAACACCUGGGUAGAAACACCUGGGUAGAAACACCUGGGGUAGAAACACCUAGGGUAGAAACACCUGAGGUAGAAACACCUGGGGUAGAAACACCUGAGGUAGAAACACCUGAGGUAGAAACACCUGGGUAGAAACACCUGAGGUAGAAACACCUGGGUAGAAACACCUGAGGUAGAAACACCUGGGUAGAAACACCUGGGGUAGAAACACCUGAGGUAGAAACACCUGAGGUAGAAACACCUGAGGGUAGAAACACCUGAGGUAGAAACACCUGGGUAGAAACACCUGGGGUAGAAACACCUGGAGGUAGAAACACCUGGGGUAGAAUGAGGUAGAAACACCUGGGGUAGAAACACCUGGGUAGAAACACCUGAGGUAGAAACACCUGGGGUAGAAUGAGGUAGAAACACCUGGGUAGAACACUGAGGUAGAAACACCUGGGUAGAACACUGAGGUAGAAACACCUGGGUAGAAACACCUGGGUAGAAACACCUGAGGUAGAACACCUGAGUAAAACACCUGGGUAGAAACACCUGAGGUAGAACACACUGAGUAAACACUACUAGGAGUAAAGCACAGAACACUGAGGAGUCAGUAAACACCUGAGGUAAAACACAACCUAUAAGGAGUAAACACCUGAGGAUAAAACACCUGAGGUCAAGACACCUGGGUGAUAACACAGAGAACACACUGGGUAUAGAAACACCUGGGUAAGGAAAACACCUGAGUAAAGAACACCUGGGUAGAAACACUGAGGUAAAGAAACCACUGGGUAAAACCACAGACCUUAAGGAGUAGAAACACCUGGGUAACAAAACACCUGAGGUAACAAACACUGAGUCAAGGAGGUUCAUCACGCAAGACCACUAAGGAGUUCAUCACAGAAAAACCUCUAAGGAGUUCAUCACAGCACAGACACUAGGAGUAUCACAGCACAGACCUAUAAGGAGUUCACACAGCCGGACUACUAAGGAGGUCAUCACAGUACAGACCUACUAAGGAGUUCAUCACAGUCACAGACCUACUAAGGAGUUAAUCACAGCCACAGACCUACUAAGGAGUUCAUCACAGUCACAGACCUACUAAGGAGUUCAUCACAGUCACAGACCUACUAAGGAGUUCAUCACAGUCACAGACCUACUAAGGAGUUAAUCACAACCACAGACCUACUAAGGAGUUCAUCACAGCCACAGACCUACUAAGGAGUUCAUCACAGCACAGACCUACUAAGGAGUUCAUCACAGCCACAGACCUACUAAGGAGUUCAUCACAGCCACAGACCUACUAAGGAGUUCAUCACAGUCACAGACCUACUAAGGAGUUCAUCACAGUCACAGCACAGACCUACUAAGGAGUUAAUCACAGCCACAGACCUACUAAGGAGUUCAUCACAGCCACAGACCUACUAAGGAGUUCAUCACAGCCACAGACCUACUAAGGAGUUAAUCACAGCCACAGACCUACUAAGGAGUUCAUUGGAAGACAACGGACUAUAACUGUAGCAGUAUUGUGCAUCAUUUGUAAUAACAUGGAAAGCAAAAAUGUACUGUUAUCUUAGCAUUGACAUGUAUCUCCCACAACAACAAACAGAACAGGUGUCCAUUGUCUUCCUCUACUCUAGGUAAUUUAGGCCUGAGGACGUCGGAUCUGCUGCUGUGUCCAGGGGGUGGCUGUGGAACUGAUGAUGAAGGUAAUGUCAUGGCAACAAGCUUCUUCACAUUAGUCUGAUAAUGAAGGUGAUAUACUACAAUGCAGGAUCAAUGCCUUAGUCAUUUAUUUUCUGGUUCAUUAAGAAACCUAAACUCAGAGAUGUGUUUUUGGUUGUUCAGUCAAUUAGACAUGCCCAUUUCAAGCUUAUAAAAAUAUAUAUAUAUAUAUAUCUGACUCUCCUUUAUCCUGUUCUGUAGUAUAACCCUCCGGUGUCCUGGACUUCUGGAUAAGUUAAAGCUCAGCUCAUCACAACUAGACUAACUAGGCUGAUGUUGGUCUUCAGUGUUAAAGGCAGGCUUAGGGGUAAUGUUGGUCUUCAGUGUUAAAGGCAGGCUUAGGGGUAAUGUUGGUCUUCAGUGUUAAAGGCAGGCUUAGGGGUAAUGUUGGUCUUCAGUGUUAAAGGCAGGCUUAGGGGUAAUGUUGGUAUUCAGUGUUAAAGGCAGGUUUAGGGGUAAUGUUGGUAUUCAUGUUAAAGGCCGGCUAGGGGUAAUGUUGGUAAUUCAGUGUUAAAGGCAGGCUUAGGGGGAUGUUGGUCUUCAGUGUUAUAGGCAGGCUUAGGGGUAAUGUUGGUCUUCAUGUUUAAAGGCAGGCUUAGGGGUAAUGUUGGUAUUCAGUGUUAACGGCAGGCAUAGGGGUAAUGUUGGUCUUCAGUGUUAAAGGGCAGCAUAGGGUAAUGUUGGUCUUCAGUGUUAAAGCAGCUUAGGGGUAAUGUUGGUAUUCAGUUGUUAAAGGCAGGCUAGGGGUAAUGUUGGUAUUCAGUGUUAAAGGCAGGCUUAGGGUAAUGUUGGUAUUCAGUGUUAAAGGCAGGCUUAGGGUAAUGUUGGUCUUCAGUGUUAAAGGCAGGCUUAGGGGUAAUGUUGGUAUUCAGUGUUAAAGGCAGGCUUGAGGGGUAAUGUUGGUCUUCAGUGUUAAAGGCAGGCUUAGGCGUAAUGUUGGUCUUCAGUGUUAAAGGCAGGCUUAGGGGUAAUGUUGGUAUUCAGUAUUAAAGGCAGGCUUAGGGGUAAUGUUGGUCUUCAGUGUUAAAGGCAGGCUUGGGGGUAAUGUUGGUCUUCAGUGUUAAAGGCAGGCAUAGGGGGAAUGUUGGUCUUCAGUGUUAAAGGCAGGCUUGGGGUAAUGUUGGUCUUCAGUGUUAAAGGCAGGCUUAAGGGUAAUGUUGGUCUUCAGUGUUAAAGGCAGGCAUAGGGGUAAUGUUGGUCUUCAGUGUUAAAGGCAGGCUUAGGGGUAAUGUUGGUCUUCAGUGUUAAAGGCAGGCUUGGGGGUAAUGUUGGUCUUCAGUGUUAAAGGCAGGCAUAGGGGUAAUGUUGGUCUUCAGUGUUAAAGGCAGGCUUGGGGUAAUGUUGGUCUUCAGUGUUAAAGGCAGGCUUAGGGUAAUGUUGGUCUUCAGUGUUAAGGCAGUCUUCAGGGUAAUGUGGUCUUCAGUGUUAAAGGCAGGCAUAGGGGUAAUGUUGGUCUUCAGUGUUAAAGGCAGGCUUAGGGGUAAUGUUGGCCUUCAGUGUUAAAGUCUUGAUACAAGUGAAGCGACACCUCCUCUUACACAAAAUAAAAUGAGACAUUUGCUUCAAUAUCUCCAUGACAUAAAGCAUAAAGGCUAGCUGAGGUUCUAUAUCUUUGGGGGUCAGCUGAUCACUCUCUCCCUGACCUGGCUAACCUCUGACCCCUGAGGUUCUAUAUCUUUGGGGGUCAGCUGAUCACUCUCUCCCUGACCUGGCUAACCUCUGACCCCUGAGUUCAUAUCUUUGGGUCACUGAUAUCUCCUCCUGAUGGACUAACUCUGACCCUGAGUUCUAUGGUGACCCCCCCUGGUGGACCCCAGAUGACAGGAUGUCCCAGAUCUCGUCCAGGUCAGCAGCGUCCUGCUCCAUGGCCUCCCAGGUCCUGGACCGAGCCCAGAGGAGGAAGGACCACUUCUGGGGGAAGAGAUAACAGGAAGCACUGACCCC
This is a messenger RNA of Coregonus sp. 'balchen', 15572 nucleotides long. The record is from the annotation of a GenBank genome assembly. Lineage: Eukaryota; Metazoa; Chordata; Actinopteri; Salmoniformes; Salmonidae.